AUGGGGCUGCCUCGGAGGGCCGGGGACCCGGCGGAGCUGCGUAAGAGCCUGAAGCCGCUGCUGGAGAAGCGCCGCCGCGCGCGCAUCAACGAGAGCCUGAGGCAACUCAAGGGGCUCAUCCUGCCGCUGCUCGGCAGGGAGAGUUCCCGCUACUCGAAGCUGGAGAAGGCUGACAUCCUGGAAAUGACCGUGCGCUUCCUGCAGGAGCUGCCUGCGUCCUCCUGCCCGGGGACAGCGCCCACGCCCUCCGACAGCUACCGUGAGGGCUACCGAGCCUGCCUGGCGCGCCUGAUCCGCGUGGUGCCCGCCUGCCGCGUCCUGGAUCCCGCCGUCAGCUCUCGCUUGCUGGAGCACCUGCGGCGGAGGGCAGCCGGCGCCACCCCUGACGGCGGGCCUGCUCGGGACUCCUGCGGCGCGCCCUCGCCUUCCCCGCCUCCCGCCCCCGUGCCUUCGCCGCCUGCACCACCCUGCGACCCUGGCCUCUGGCGGCCCUGGUAGCCCCCUGGCUGGUCCACCGACCCUGCUGACUGCGAGGCACCCGGAGGCUGGGCAGACUGAGGAAGCUCUUGGUGGCUCACACCGCGAGGGAUCAGCCCAGCAGCCCACAGCCAGGCCAGAGUCUGGUGUUUGUGAUCUUUGUGGCUGAUUGGAAGGCCAGCGGGACUCAGCUGAGGACAUAAGGGGAGAGGCCUUGCCUCACCCCCAACUUGGAGGUAUCUGGGCUGGAGAAGAAGGGGCAGGUGGCUGCAGGGGAGGAUGAAGCCCCCAUCCCCGUUGCAGAAGUGGCUCUAGGACUGGGCUGGCCACAGCCAACACACCUGCCCCAGUGCUGGCACCAACCCAAGGGCUGAGCCAGGAGCUCACCUGAGCCAAGUGCUGCCAGCCAUCUGCUCUGAUGGUCACUGCCCUCCCAGCCCUUCCUGGGCCUGCCUCCUCGCCAGCUUUGCUUGGGAACCUCUGGGCACACAGAAGCAAUGACCUGGGGCUCUGCAGGCCGGGGAGCCAUCACUUCCACUCCUGAGCUCUCCUGCCUGAAGUCUCCAAUCAAAGGGACUGGAUGCAGCCAGGACUCCCGUGUCACUGAAGGCGGGGCCUUUGCUAGGUGGUCUUGGGGAGGAUUUAUUUCCCCAAGCAUUAAUUUAACAGGUUUGAGGAAAGGGUGGGACAAGAAUGAGGUUGCCCUGUGACCUCAAGGAGGCCCACACAGAGACAGUGCCAAUGUGAGGUGAGCAGGGCCCAUGUCACGGAGCAGCAGAAAUUCAAAGGAUGACAGCAGGUUCAGGACCAGGAAACACCUUUCCUCGUUUUGUCGCAAACUGCUCCCUGCUACUCUUUGGGAUAAGUUACUGGAAGCGAAUUGUUCUUAAGACAUUUCUUUCUUCCCCUUGGAAGCCAGGAGAGCCUGUGAAGACUCAGAAAGGGGAUCCCAGUAGUGGAUGCCCCAGAGAAGGUGGAGCACCCCUGUCAGUCGUGUUCCCACCAUUUCAUGGGGAUUCGCUGGGCAUUCUUCGGAGAGUGGGAGUCAUCUUCCCAGUGUCUAGUCCAACAGCCUGUGUGAGGGACCAGGGCACUAGCGACAAGAGGACAGAGCUGGUGGAGGUGGAGGGCACUAAACCCAUGAUGACCUUGGCACUGAUUUUGAUGGCAGCAUAUGGGGAAACAGUGGGUGUUACCGAAUAAGUCACUGUUAAGACUUAACAACAGGAUGAAUGAGCCCCCACCAAGGUGUCCUGUCUACCCCCUCUCUGGGCCAGCUGGCAGGACUGUAAGCUGCUGGAGGGCAGGCUGGGGCUGAGUGCACCUCUGUGUAGCCAAGGCACUCUGUGUAUCCAUGCAAUGAGUGCUCAGGAAAUACAGUGGGCUAAUGAAUGGGUGAUGUGACCAGACCAUGAUGUACUAAGCCCUCGACAGUCUAGGCUUUGCCUCAACUCGCACCUCCCAGGCUGCUAAUAUCAUUUUGAAUAUCUGCUCCACCGGGGCCUGCGCUCCUGGGAGGACCAAAGUGGGGGAGGGUUUGGAGAUCAGUAAAGGCAGUUUCUGCUCACUUUUGCCUGUUCCUGAGAAUACUUGAAGGCUGGUGACUGCUCUGCUGAGCUGCCAGGAGCGAGGAGAGAAGGAGGGGCAGGUAACCCAUAAGCCCACGCCCGCAUGUGAGUUGGAGUUUCCUCAUUGAAUCAAGGACUGCACAUCUGGCAUUCAUUGGGCUGGCUCCUUGACCCUAUAAAUAAGAACUUUCAAAAUAGGUUUCAACUCUGUAAGAAUAGACCAUUCAGAGGCUCCUCGGCCAUAUCUGCCACUUCUUGCUUCUGAGGUCCCUGGCUCUAUGACUCUCAUUGACCUGACCCCAACCAAGCUAUAAUGCAAGCAGGCAGGGAGGGUGUGUGUAGAUAGGUCAGUGACUCACAGGGUCAGGCAUUCUGGGGCACCUGAGCCUCACCGUCAGCUGGGCCCUGGCAGGAAGCUGAGACAGGCCCAGACGGGUGAGGUUCUGGGCCUGAGGCGAGAAGCCAGCUUCCCAGCAGGGAUGUGCAAGAGCUGCCCAGAAGGUCUCAGCUGGUACUUGGGGCUGGGCUUGUGAAAUCGGGAUGCCAACAUCCUCCUCCACAGGGCACCUACAGACACCUCCUCCUGGCAGCUCCCCCGGUAUUCCCAGAACACUGUCUGAUGGCGAAAGGUGAGCAGGGCAGUGCAGGCUUUUUCCUUGUGGGAGGGAGGCUGCCUCACUCAGAGGGACAUCUCAUGGUCCUUAACAAGGCCCACAUUGUGCCUAGUGGCCAGUUCUUGCGAUACCCUUUCUGCAACGGUCCCACGACUGCCUCUGACUCUGUCUGGUUAUCACGCUUGGUUGGAGAAAGGGACCCCAUGUCCCUCAAACCCGUGGGUGAAAUGAUCCAGUGACCCAAGGACAACCAGAGUACUGAGCUGUCUGGGAGACUCAGGCCGGGGCCAGGUCCCACCCGUUCCCCUGGCAACAGUUAAUACGGAGAAGUCAAAUCUCUUUGAUGAUCGAUGAUAAAGAGCGGGUUGCUUAGGACGCCUCCUCUAAUAGACAUUUCCUAACUGCUCUGCUCCGCCUGUGAAGCCCGGGCUCUGCAGCUGAGUCUCCCACUGGUUUAUCUGCAACAGCAGCAGAAUGAACA
Messenger RNA from Hipposideros armiger (great roundleaf bat), 3140 nucleotides. RefSeq names its product hes family bHLH transcription factor 2 (gene HES2). The transcript is spliced from 4 exons. Lineage: Eukaryota; Metazoa; Chordata; Mammalia; Chiroptera; Hipposideridae. The coding region runs from base 1 to 498 and encodes 165 amino acids. Gene Ontology annotation, molecular function: protein dimerization activity; DNA binding. Gene Ontology annotation, biological process: regulation of DNA-templated transcription. The record is from RefSeq and is a predicted model, not a curated record.